UUAAGAAGGAAAUGGGAUGAUGAGGAAUAUAAACAAAAGGUCAAGGAUAGGGAAGCUGGUUUAAUAGUGGACGAAGAGGAGGCUGAUAAAAAUAAAAAGAAAAUUAGAUAUGACUUGCCCACUGACAAACCAUUAGAAUUUUUUAAAGCAAGAGAUAAAGAUUUAAACCUAUCAACUAAAGUCGGUAAAGCAACAUAUAUUAAAGGUGUCACUCCAGGCGAUAAACAAGGUGGUUUUUAUUGUGAAACCUGUGACAUGCAUUUUAAAGAUUCAAACUCUGCAUUAGAUCAUGAAAACAGUAAAAGACAUAACAGGUUAAAAGGUGUUUCAAUGAGAGUGCAAAGUUCAACCUUAUCACAAGUUCAAAAUAAACUUAAAAAAGCUAAAGAAGAUAAACUAGCAAAAUCAAACCAAACCAUUGUUGGAAAAAAUAAAAACACUGAAAAAGAAUAUGAAAAAAUUUAUAAAGAUUUAGAAGAAAAAGAAAAACUAGAAGGUAAAAAAGAUGAAACCAAAGAAGAUAAUAAA
Messenger RNA from Dictyostelium purpureum, 528 nucleotides. RefSeq lists its product as uncharacterized. Gene Ontology annotation, molecular function: zinc ion binding; nucleic acid binding. The transcript has 2 exons. Gene Ontology annotation, cellular component: U4/U6 x U5 tri-snRNP complex; spliceosomal complex. Lineage: Eukaryota; Evosea; Eumycetozoa; Dictyosteliales; Dictyosteliaceae. Gene Ontology annotation, biological process: mRNA splicing, via spliceosome. The annotation marks the transcript as partial. The record is from RefSeq and is a predicted model, not a curated record.